AUGAAUGCUCAGCUGAUUCGGGCUGCUCUAGACGAUGUCUCCUGUGAGUAUGCGGCUCUGCAGUCGAUGGAUAUCCUUAAUCUUCCAGAGCAACAAGUUCUUGCGCGCAUAGAGCGCAUGCGACAGCAGCUGGAACAGGUAGGACUGCUUAUAGCUGACUUCUCUGCAAUGUAUCCGGCCGAGAGCAGAGCUAUUUCGAUCUACCAAGUCAGUGCAGACACCCUUCAAAAUGACUUGGAUGCUCUAAGAGCGAAGUUUGUGGCAGAUGUAAAGGCCCAGAACAUGGCCAUGAAGCACAGUAAGAGACAAGCAAAUCUAGAGGAUAACGAACGGGUGCGCACAAACGUUGAUGUAAUAUCGCGUCUGGAGAACGUCUAUAGAAUUCUCUCCCAAGAGGCCACGCGAAGUGAGGACUGUCUGCGGGCGCUCCAGGCGUCGACGGACGUUCUUCGCAGUGUCUCACAGAGCCACGAUAGCAUUGCCAUGGCAACUGUAGAGGGCCGUCGGUGCAUUUCGGAGAUUGAUAAAAUCGAGCGAAGAGAUAAACGGAUUGUCAGGGGCCUCUUUCUGGCAUUCUGUGCGACGGCCCUUUUUGUGGUCCGUCACAGACUUAGACGAAUCCACCUUUAUCCCCCGUUUCUUCCUUAA
Messenger RNA from Giardia duodenalis, 648 nucleotides. Its product is annotated as Qb-SNARE 3. Bases 1 to 648 code for a protein of 215 amino acids. The record is from RefSeq and is a predicted model, not a curated record. The transcript has a single exon. Gene Ontology annotation, molecular function: SNAP receptor activity. Gene Ontology annotation, cellular component: endoplasmic reticulum; SNARE complex. NCBI's taxonomy places the organism in Eukaryota, Fornicata, Diplomonadida, Hexamitidae. Gene Ontology annotation, biological process: retrograde vesicle-mediated transport, Golgi to endoplasmic reticulum.